Molecule: messenger RNA, 1014 nt
Organism: Sinocyclocheilus anshuiensis
Lineage: Eukaryota; Metazoa; Chordata; Actinopteri; Cypriniformes; Cyprinidae
Product: tumor necrosis factor receptor superfamily member 22-like
Exons: 5
Coding region: 137-469 (110 amino acids)
Biological process (GO): inflammatory response
Cellular component (GO): membrane raft; signaling receptor complex
Molecular function (GO): tumor necrosis factor binding; tumor necrosis factor receptor activity
Source: RefSeq, a predicted model, not a curated record
GUCGUCUUAUAUAAGAACCUGUAAGGACUUCCAUUCCAUUCGUUCUUUCAGUUUGAAGGAAACAGUCAUUUAGGAGAGACUCUAACAUUAGAUCCUGGAGGACAGAGAAGGGUUGACUGCACGCAUUAUAAGAACCAUGUUUCACAUCCAAGGACAACGUAGUUGGAAACUCCUGCCGUGUAUUUUGUUAUCAUUGAUCGUAGGCGUUGUGACGGGGCAGCGCAGCGCCAGCAGCAAAAGUGAUUGUUCUAAAAAUGAAUACUGGAGCGACGGGCUCUGCUGUGACAAAUGUGCUCCAGGGUAUAAAUUCGUAAGAAAAUGCACUAGUGACUUGUCAUCGCAAUGUGAGAAAUGUUCGAAUGGGACAUACCUAGACAAGAUGAACUAUUUCCCAAACUGCUUCAGAUGCGAUAAAUGCACCAAGCCAAGUAAAUGCGGUGGUGAUUUCACCAUGUACACCCCAAAAUAACACCGUGUGUGGAUGUCAGUCUGGAUACCGCAAAAAGUUCUUUGAUAGCAUUUCAUGGGAGUGUGUGCCCUGUAAACGCAAACAAAAAGGCAGGAAAGCCUUAAUUUUUUCCUCAGAAAUUAUGUGAAGUUUAGCCUGAAGUAUGACCGAAGAACACAGCUCUGCCUCCAGCAUGAACAAAUACCUCAGACAAAAAUGUCAGAAUAUAUGGAAUCUACUUUCCCUUUAUUUUCAGCUGAAUUAAGAUGUAGCCUUAUAAAGCACAAUGUAUUAUAUUUGAUACAUGAGUUUCUAAAUGAUUAACAUGGUCAAAAGUUGGGUGAAAACCUGUUGUACACAAUCUACUACUGUGUUCCUCUUGACUGGUAGUUCAUGCUUUUUAUUAUUAAGUAAAAGGCCUUUUAGUAUAAUUAUAAAAGUAUCCACCUUCAGGUCAUGGUACAUCUAUCUAAUAACUUUUAUAAUGUUCGUAAAAUAUUUCAAGAUGAACAUUUGCUGGACUGAAGAAACAACAAUUUGUAGGUUUAUCUAAUUAUUCAUACAUA